Molecule: messenger RNA, 972 nt
Organism: Caenorhabditis remanei
Lineage: Eukaryota; Metazoa; Nematoda; Chromadorea; Rhabditida; Rhabditidae
Exons: 5
Coding region: 1-972 (323 amino acids)
Cellular component (GO): membrane
Source: RefSeq, a predicted model, not a curated record
AUGGCUCUGAGCAAUCGAUUUCUUUUGAAUUCUACUGCUUUGUUGAGAAAUCCAACACUUCCGCUGGCAGUUACAUCAUCCCGUCAAGCCCAUGCUGCUCACAACACUAUCAUUAAUUUUGUGCCGCAACAGGAAGCUUGGGUUGUUGAGAGAAUGGGAAAAUUCUUCAAAAUUUUGGAGCCGGGCCUAAACUUCUUGCUUCCGGUCAUAGACAAGAUCAAAUUCGUGCAGAAUCUUCGAGAAAUCGCAAUUGAGAUUCCGGAGCAAGGAGCUAUCACAAUCGAUAAUGUGCAACUCCGUCUUGAUGGAGUUCUCUAUUUGCGUGUCUUUGAUCCGUACAAGGCGUCCUACGGAGUGGACGACCCGGAGUUCGCCGUCACCCAACUGGCACAAACAACGAUGAGAAGUGAAGUGGGAAAGAUCAAUUUGGAUACAGUAUUCAAAGAGAGAGAACAACUCAACGUCAACAUCGUCUACGCCAUCAACAAGGCAUCGGCGCCGUGGGGAAUUCAGUGUAUGCGAUACGAAAUUAGGGAUAUGCAUAUGCCGGCGAAGAUUCAAGAGGCAAUGCAAAUGCAGGUGGAGGCCGAGAGAAAGAAGAGAGCCGCCAUUUUGGAGUCCGAAGGAGUUCGUGAAGCAGCGAUCAAUAGAGCUGAAGGAGACAAACGAUCGGCUGUCCUUGCCUCCGAAGCCAUCCAAAUGGAACGAAUCAACGUGGCGAAAGGAGAAGCGGAAGCAAUUCUUCUGAAAGCGGAAUCCCGUGCCAAAGCAAUCGAACGAAUCGCGACGGCUCUCGAGAAAGACGGAGGACACAAUGCAGCUGGAUUGACUGUCGCUGAGCAGUAUGUCGGUGCGUUCGGAAAUUUGGCAAAGGAAUCCAAUACUGUCGUUCUCCCGGCGAAUUUGAGUGAUCCUGGAAGUAUGGUGUCACAGGCGUUGGCGGUUUAUGACUCGUUGAGCAAGAGGAAAUAA